This is a messenger RNA of Linum tenue, 2417 nucleotides long. Lineage: Eukaryota; Viridiplantae; Streptophyta; Magnoliopsida; Malpighiales; Linaceae. The record is from the annotation of a GenBank genome assembly.
UUGUCAUGAACGACGCUCUUUUUUAGGCUUUAGCUACCCAACAAAACUCGAAUUUUCCAAGCUAAUUCUGCGUACGAAACGAGAUUCCGGGGAGAAAAAGAGAAAAGAAAAGGGAAAACCAGACCAAAAAGAAGAGCGCAGGGGCAAAAGCAAAGCGUGCAACGGUCUAAAGCAAAGGCAGCGCGGAGUCGAGCAAUCAUUUUGGCUUCUCACUCACGGGGAACGGCCCCUCUUCUUCCUCUUCGUCUCUGCCUUUACUUUCUGUUUUCCUUUCGGGAAAUUCUUGUUUUUUUUUUUAAGUUUUAAAUAAGAGGGAGAGAGAGCUACUGCAGCUGCGACGGACCAAAAGGGAAUCUGAGCUGCCGAAUGACUCUACUUUCCCUUCCCUUUUGAGCUAGCUCCUCCUUGCAAAGUUAUGGCUGACGACGAUCUCUGUUGCUUCCCUAAGGUCUUUUUUCUCAAUCUCAAUCUCCUCACCUUCUAUUUAUUAAUAAUUCAGCUUCCUUUUUCAUUGAUGGGUACUGACAAGUGCUUUUCUUUUCUUCUGAUGAUGUUGAGUGCUGUUAGUUUAAAUUCAGUGUUUGUAGAUGGUUGCAUGUCUUCCUUCAUACUGCCUGAUCUGGUUUAUAUGUUGCUAAUGCUUUGCUUUUCCAACGUUUCCGGGUUUUAUGUUUUCAGCUUUCAAGCACUUCCCGUCAAUCCUUUUCAUGGAGGAUUUUAUGGGCUCUAUUUGUUUGUAGUGAAGUGUGGAUCUUUCCUAGAAAAAUAGGAAAGCCCCGUCUGAAAUGUUCUACCUUUCUUCAGAUUUAGAGUUAUUCACUUCUGGGUUUUGCUUAUGGAGCUGAGUGCUCCUUGGUUGGUUGUGUAAGGUGCCUUUCUGGUUAUGUAGGCUUCAGCAAAGCUUUAACUUAUGGGUCAUAUUCAUGCUCGGCAGGAUUCUUUCCUUGGUAAAGCACCUAAGAAGUCCCCAUUGCUCUUGAGAAUGGUUGUUGUGGUGCUUCUAAUGGCCUGCAGCCUGUACAUAUCAUCAGUCUGUCUCAAGCAAGUUGGUAUUGUCAGUGUCAACAGCCCGGGGAUUAUCAAGAUUGUUGAAAAGCAUUGUCCGGUGCCUAAUAUUGAGCCAUGGGAGAUACCAUAUGUGCAUUACCCGAAACCCAAGAUGUAUAGUAGGGCAGAAUGCGAGUGCAGCCCUGUCCGGUAUUUUGCAAUUUUGUCAAUGCAGAGGUCUGGAAGUGGAUGGUUUGAGACUUUGUUGAACAACCAUACUAAUAUAAGCUCAAAUGGAGAGAUUUUCUCUGUUAAAAUACGGAGGAGAAAUGUGUCGACCAUUGUUGAGACUUUGGACAGAGUCUUUAACUUAGACUGGUUGAGUAGUGCCUCUAAGAAUGAGUGCACGGCUGCAGUGGGAUUCAAGUGGAUGCUUAAUCAGGGUGUGAUGCAACAUCCUGACGAAGUUGUGGAGUACUUUAGAACUAGGGGGGUUUCAGCUAUCUUCCUCUUCCGGAGAAAUCGCUUGCGCCGAAUGAUUUCCGUACUAGCAAAUGAAUAUGAUCGAGAGGCAAAGCUGUUGAACGGGACCCACAAGUCGCACGUCCAUUCACCUCACGAGGUACUCCACACUCCUGCUUUACUGACGACCAUCUUCUCCAUACUUUAUUUGACAGAAUCUCAUUUCAGGCAGAGAUACUAGCUAGGUACAAGCCCUUAAUCAACACAACCCUGCUGAUUCACAACCUGAAGCAAGUAGAGAAUAUAACUGCACAAGCCUUGGAGUACUUCAAAAGCACCAGACACAUGAUUCUUUACUACGAAGACAUAGUAAAGAAUCACACUGUAAGCAGGGAGCCAUUUCAUCAGCAAAUGUGACACCAAAGCUGUGCAUGAUUCAUGGGAGACUGAAGUCUUUAUUCUUUUGUUUGCAGAAACUGUAUGAAGUCCUAGACUUUCUGAAGGUUCCGCAGAGAGAGCUGAAGAGCCGGCAAGUGAAGAUUCACAAAGGAUCCUUAUCGAAUCAUGUUGAGAACUGGGAGGAAGUCCAAGCGGCACUACAAGGAACACAAUAUAAAGCCUUCCUCGAUAUAGAUUACUAGUAACUGUAUUGUACAUAAGACAUCCCUUUCUUUCUUUUCCCUUUUCAAGUUUCCUCACCCUUUUGUCAUGAUAGGUAUAGAGGUUUUACAUGCCUAGCCUUCUUCCUGUUGAGAAAUUUUGGUUUUUCAGAUGUGGGGUUUCUUUAUAUGGUCGACAGACAUUCCGGAGUAAAGUUAACAUUAUAUUCAUUCUUUACAGAAGAAGCUCAUUGUACCAGAGAUUAUCAGAAGUAAGGAAUACGAGGCACUGCCAGUUUUAACUUCGCACUGCUCUUACUUCGUUUUUAUGUAAGAUAUUCUUGUGUGGCAAUGAGACUUCUGAAACGG